This is a messenger RNA of Mesorhabditis belari, 5025 nucleotides long. Lineage: Eukaryota; Metazoa; Nematoda; Chromadorea; Rhabditida; Rhabditidae. The record is from the annotation of a GenBank genome assembly.
AUGUCGAUGAUGGCAAGUCCACCGAUUGCUGUCGAUCAUCACACGGGAUUGCGCACUUCACAAAGGGAAUCCCGUCACGUACACGUUUCUUCUUUACCCGAUCACAUCAACGAGGACCACGUCAAUGCUCAUUUUUCAAAAUUCGGUCGGGUGCAGAAAGUGGAGCGAGUCGUUGAUGGGUUCAUUGUUUCAUUUAUGGAUGUUGGAUGUGCCCGAAAGGCCAACUCGACCGAGCAACGUUUAGACGGAUUUUCAUACAAAAUCUCCUUUCACGAUCACUCGAAAAGCUCGGUGAUGACCUCGGCGGCGUCGAUGUCGAGUCCUCGGGGGUCGAGCUCGAGUGUCGAGGGGAUAAAGAGAGCCGAGAGUCCGCAUCGAUCAAAAGAAAUACAAAGGUCACAAGGCGCUCAAAAUUCUCGCUAUUCGACCUCUUCCCCAUCGACAUCAACGGGGAAACGAGGCGAGCCGGAGAGGAGGAGAGAAUCCACGAGUACGAGAAAGAUUGAAAGCACCAUUCGCUCUCCCGCGGACCUCUCUGGACUCAGCUCGACGACACAAGGAUUGCAGGGUGUCUACCUGGAACGUUUACCCAAUCGAAGCGAGCAUUCUUUACGGUCGGCGAUCAUCGAAGCUUUGAAGAGAUACGGUCGAGCGUUUCACAUUCAAUUCGACGGAAGCGGUGAUGAGCGUCGAGCCAUUGUGCUAUUCAAUAGGGUUUCUGAUUUGGAUCGACUGCAGAGUGAAACAAUUCAAGUAUUGGGUGCUAGAGUCAAAUUGCGAUUGGCGAAUCAUGUGGCUGUUUCGGAGGCGAAUAAUGCCUACUUAAUGGCGAACUCGGCGAUAGCCUCGGGAACCCAGAUGGACAUCUCAGCGUCUACAUUAACCACGACAGCCGAGCUGCCCGCAAAAUAUUCGAGUCAUAACGGAAACGGAAAAGAGCCGGAAAGGCCACUUUCAGCUGGAUCCGGUGGAGAAGUUGAUGUCUUUCAUAAUAAGGCAAGUCGAACUCUUUACGUCGGCGGGUUGGAAUCGAAAAUCUCUGACGAAACGCUCAGGAAACGAUUUAGAUGUUUUGGGAGUAUAUUGGAUGUCGAUGUGAAAAACUACGAGUCUCCAUCUCCAUUCGCUUUCAUUCAAUUCUCCGAUAUUUUCUCGACUGUUCGAGCAAUCAAUCAUCACGCGAAUUUACCGGUUGCGAAUAAAAAGGCAAAGAAAUUUCAACCCUUCUUCGGGCGAUCGAUGCAAACGAACAAGCUGUGGGUGGGCGGCAUUCCGCCGAACGCCUCCGAGGAAUACGUGCAACAGAAAUUAAGCGCCCUCGACGGAGCGAAUAAUGUCAUUUUUGAUAUAAAAACCCGCGAAGCUCUCGUCGUCUUCCAAGGUCCUGAGAUUGCCCAAGCCGCUCUCAAUAAAAUCCGAAACAACGGACCAAAACCCUUCACCUUCAAAGACGGGAGUGGUGAGGCCCGAGUGCCCGCCGACUUUUGCUCGGAUCGGUUGCACGAUUUUUUCAUCGAUCGAAAACAUAGUCAGCUUCGUUCCUCCACCUCACCCCAUCCUGCGUCAAAUCAUUCGGAGGGGAGUCUCCCCGAUCGUGUCCUCACACCGCCACCGAAUCCACCACCAUAUCUUGGCGGCCUUUCAGCACAGGGACAAGAAAUGCCAUCGUAUAUCUCCUCACGUGAUUAUCACCGAUCAUCGGAUUCGUUGAGAAGAGAUGGACGGGGAUCGAUCUCACAAAAAAGACGGGAAAGAUCGAGAUCGAGAGAUCGACAAUCGAGAAGGGAACGAAUAAAGCCACAAAGCAGACAGCCAAGACAAAGGACAAGGAGAAGUCGAUCCAGAGGAGGCAAUAGGAGUGGAUCAUCAUCUUCUUCAUCUGAAAGCCGAAAAACAUACGAGAGUUUCUCCUCAUCGAGCUCAGCUGAUAGCCGUUAUCGACGAGAUCGAGAUCGGCGCUCGAAUGGAAAUCACGGGACAACGAAAAGAAAAGACAAUGAUCGAAAGUACACGAAAGAACAAGAGGAACGACCGAAUAAAAUAAAGGAAGCCGAACAUGAUUUCGGAAUGUUUUUCCCAAAACGAAGCACAUCAUUCCAAAAAAAUCAAUUCAACAAGCACGCUGAGCAUUCAACAAACAAAAGAGUUGCUCGAGAGAAGGAGAUGGUCCGAUCGGCGGAUAGUGGAUUUGGAGAAGAGACAGCACUGUUGCCCCCACCGCCGCCGCCAGCUCCAUCACCCCCGCCACCACCUCCACCAACGAUUCUAUCAUUUCCAUCGACUUCUUCGGCGACAAGGGAUCCAGAGGGGAUAAGCUUAAAGCACCCUGCACCGAUCGCUUGUCCCGCAUCUACCUCGUCAGCUUCGCAUCAUCUUGGAAAUCACGAGAAAAUCUCCACUCCUCAGCCCUCUCAAUCGCAACCUUCAAAAAGGCCUUCAUUAGACGUUCCACUUCCAUCUGGUUCGAUGACUCUCACCUCACCGAGUGCCAUCAAUACAUCAGCUCCACCAAAUCCAUUGAAGACUCCACCCGCACAGAUGCCAAGGAGACCCCGUCUCCCGAUGGCUUGUGCUAAUGGAAAAACCCUUACUGCUCCGUUGGAAUUGCUUGAUGCGAGCGUAAAAGAUCCUCGAAUUGGAAUGAAAGAAUAUCCAACAAGAAGGCCAACAAUUCUUUUGAAAAUCUCUAAUAUCUGGGCGAUUCAUUUCAAGAAAGAGAGAGCUGCUGGAGCAAACACGUCGAGUAUCGGCAAACCGUUGACGAAACCAGUUGAAACGAGUUUAUCUGGGCGAAACUCGCAGCCAACCCCGACCACUCCAGGCUCGAGGCAUGGGAGUAUCUCUUCGGAACAUGAACCACUAUCCAGACGAUCUUCUGGCGCGGUGAGCCCAGGGCCACUCAUUUCUCCGAAACAAAAACCCUCAACGAGCCAACCAAGCUCUUCUGCUGGAAAUGCACAUUCAAAGAGCUCUGAUGAAGAGGAAGAGGUGCAGAAAGUGAAAUCGCCACCACCGUCGAUUUUGGAUUUCAUCUUGAGAGAAUCGGAGGAAGAGAACAAAAAGACCGUGAAAACUUUAUCGACUUUGUACAAGAAAGUGAGUGCACUGGGGGACACGUUGAACUCGUUAGACACUUCGGUGAAACAAAUCAAAGAGGAGACUGAUAAGUCAACCGGUUCUUUGCCUAAAUCGGCAUCCUUGGAAAAGCACCAAUCGUUCGAGGUUGAGCUGGAGAAGUUGAAAGACAAGGAGAAGCUAAAAAUUGACGCCGAAAAGUUGAAGACGCUCUCUCGAUCGGCCCGGAUCUCGAACAAUUCCUCAGCUUGUUCCACUCCCGUCCACGAUCCUUUAUCUUCACUUCUUCCUCAAUCUCAUCCAAUUCAAUCGUCGGCUUCCACUCCACAACAUCAGCAAAACCCAUCGAGCCUCUCGAUUUCAAUUCCACCAAGCACGGUUGCCGGCGCAUCGACUCCAUCGGCUACUUUACCCAGUCCGAUCUCGCGCAAAGCCUCCGCCCCGCAGCCCUCAUCAAUCUCCAGCAAAACAGUGCCUCCACACUCAGCUCCAAUCCUUCCCGGUACUCCAUCUUCUGCUUCUUCUCGAUCCUCAACCCCAAUGGUUUUUCCACCGAAUUUCUCCAUUCCUCCACCACCAAUCCCAUCCACAUCUUCCUCACCGACGAGGAAUGAGCCACUUCUCUCAGCGCCUCCACAACCACCAGCACUACUGAGUGGUCAUCCGGUGCGAAGGGAUUCAACGGGAAGCAUUCAUGGAACUCCAUCCACUCAUCAUCCACCACCAAGCUCUCCAAAAGGCCAUGGAAACGAGGGAUCCACUGCGCCCACAACACCGAAAACGCAUAGACCCGAGAUGCAAUCGAGCUCCAAGCGUCCGGCAAUGUUACCCGGGCAGACGCGAGGACCCGACGGGAAAACGGCGAUUCGGGCUGAGUCGUUUGGUGGAUUGUCACGGAUGAACAGCCUCCCACAGACUCCAUCUCCACUCGUGCAGCGAUCGAUGUCCGUCAGUGAUUCGAAGAAAACCGCUCGUGAAGCAAAUGAUAUGAUUGAGAAAUUCUACAAUCGCACAUCUUUGUCGGCGGAUAUGAAAAAGUUGCCGAGAAUCGAGAAGAAACCCUCGAUUCAAUCGGAAUCUGGAAAAGACAAAGAAAGGGAAAAGGAAAUGGACAAGCACCGUGAGAAGGAGAAAGAGCACAAGCACAAACAUCGUGACAAGGAACAACGAGAGAAGGAUCACAAAUUGAAACGCAAAGAGGAUGGCACAUACGAGACAAAAGAGGAAAGAGCAAAGAGAAAAGAAAUCGAACGGUCAAAGAAACAAAAAGAUGAGAAGAAAAAGGAGAAGAAGGAAAAGCUGAAGAAAUUGGCUGAAAGCGAGAAGAAACGAAAAGAGAAGAAAGAGAAGAAAAAGAAGAAGAGAAAACACAGCGAGAGUGAAGAAGAAAGUGGAGAAGAUGAAGGGGACGAUGAUUAUGCGAAAACGAUGAAGUUGGUGCGUUUGUUGGCUGAAGAGGACGGGCCAAUUGGAGGAUCGAUGUAUGAUAGAGUGAAGAGAAGGAGCAGCGGAUUGAAUAAGGAUGAUCAAGAAAAGAAGAAAACGUUGGAAAUGCUGCGUGAGAAGAAUAAAGAUAAGCACAAAAAGCGGCGAGUGAUGACGAUGAGUGAUUCGGAUGAAGAAAAUGAGGAUGAUGAAGAAGAGCAGGAUAAGGACGAUGACUCAUCUGAAGAGGAGGAGGAGGUUGAAGAGAAAAAACCUUCAAAGCAAGAGAAAUCAAAGCAUACGCCAAAGCCCUCCAAGAACUACUCGACAAGCGAAAGCGAUGAAAGCGGUGAUGAGGUGAAAAAGAAGGAGAAAAAAGAGAAGAGGAAUUUCAACACCGAUGACGUUUUUGGCGAUAGCGAUGAUGAUGGAAGCAGCGUGGCGACAGGACCAUCGCUGUCCACAGAGAAACAUCGAUCAUCCGAGAAAAAAGGAAAAGAAGAGAAAAGAAACCGAAUCCGACGA